UAAAAGACGAGAAAAGAAGCUUCUUCCUUUUCUCUCUUCUCGGGUAACUUCAGCUCCAGCUAUCUGUCACGCUGAUAUCGAAAUAUAUAUACUUUUUGAGGUAUAAUUGAAUUUCCACCGAGCAACAAACAAAAAGAUGCAGGCAUCAAGAGCAAGGUUGUUUAAGGAAUACAAAGAGGUGCAACGAGAAAAGGCGGCCGAUCCGGACAUUCAACUAGUUUGUGAUGAUUCCAACAUAUUCAAGUGGACUGCUCUUAUCAAGGGACCGUCUGAGACUCCUUAUGAAGGUGGAGUCUUUCAGCUUGCUUUUUCUGUUCCCGAGCAGUAUCCUUUGCAACCUCCUCAAGUGCGCUUCUUGACGAAAAUAUUUCAUCCCAACGUGCAUUUCAAGACUGGAGAGAUUUGCCUUGAUAUAUUGAAGAAUGCAUGGAGCCCUGCUUGGACACUUCAGUCUGUUUGUAGGGCUAUAAUAGCUUUAAUGGCUCACCCAGAACCUGAUAGCCCACUCAAUUGUGAUUCUGGCAAUCUUUUAAGAUCUGGCGAUGUUAGAGGAUACCAGUCCAUGGCAAGAAUGUACACCAGACUUGCUGCCAUGCCCAAAAAAGGUUGAACUUAUAGUGCUAUAAGCUGUCUUAAACCAUAAGAGCUGAUUUAUUAUCUGCAGUUCAAUUUGUUGUGCACAUUUCAAACAUUGUGAUAGAAAUUCAUGAAUACUUCCAGCUUUUCGGUUCCAA
This is a messenger RNA of Theobroma umbraticum, 734 nucleotides long. RefSeq names its product peroxin4 (gene PEX4). Lineage: Eukaryota; Viridiplantae; Streptophyta; Magnoliopsida; Malvales; Malvaceae. The record is from RefSeq and is a predicted model, not a curated record.